This is a messenger RNA of Antrostomus carolinensis (chuck-will's-widow), 842 nucleotides long. Its product is annotated as slit homolog 3 protein-like. Lineage: Eukaryota; Metazoa; Chordata; Aves; Caprimulgiformes; Caprimulgidae. The transcript has 6 exons. The record is from RefSeq and is a predicted model, not a curated record. The annotation marks the transcript as partial. Gene Ontology annotation, molecular function: calcium ion binding.
GGUCGAGACUGCAGUGUGCCCAUUAAUUCUUGCAUUCAAAAUCCGUGUCAGAAUGGAGGGACCUGCCACCUCGCCGAGGCAAAUAAAGAUGGAUUCAGCUGUGCUUGUGUCCUUGGGUAUGAGGGGGAGAGGUGUGAAAUAAACCCAGAUGACUGUGAAGAUAAUGACUGCGAGAAUAACUCUACAUGUGUGGAUGGGAUCAACAACUAUGUCUGUCUCUGCCCUCCUAAUUACACAGGUGAACUGUGUGAUGAGGUGAUUAACCACUGUGUUCCUGGUCUAAAUCCAUGCCAACAUGAGUCCAAAUGUCUUCCCCUUGACAAAGGAACCAGAUGCGAGUGCUUGCCGGGUUACAGUGGAAAACACUGUGAAAUAGAUGAUGAUGACUGCGUGGGCCAUAAGUGUCGCCAUGGAGCUGUCUGCGUAGAUGCAGUCAAUGGCUACACCUGCGUCUGUCCUCAGGGUUUCAGUGGACUUUUCUGUGAAACUCCUCCGCCAAUGGUUCUGCUCCAGACGAGCCCAUGUGAUAACUACGAGUGCCAGAACGGGGCACAGUGCAUCGUCGCGCACCAGGAGCCUGUCUGCCGCUGCCUCGCUGGCUUUGCUGGGCAGAAGUGCGAGAAGCUCAUCACAGUCAACUUUGUUGGGAAGGAUUCCUAUGUGGAGCUGCCAUCAGCUAAAAUUCGCCCUCAGGCAAACAUCUCCCUCCAGGUAGCAACAGACAAGGACAAUGGCAUCUUAUUAUAUAAAGGAGACAAUGAUCCUUUGGCUCUGGAGCUGUACCAAGGACAUGUGAGGCUCAUCUACGACACGCUGAAUUCUCCACCUACGACAGUAUACAG